AUGUCUACUUCUCCUUCUACUUCUACUUUAGUCAAACGAACAUUCGAUCAAGUCGAAGAACUCUCCACUGUGAUAAUAAUGAUUAAAAAAGAUUACAGUUAUUAUCUCGAAUUAUCAAAUUGGCAACUCAAUACCGAAGUUGAUGAAGAUAUAUAUGUUGAGGCGUUUCCUCUUCUUUCGGAUCGUAUUAAAUUUAUAGAAGAUUUAAAGAAUUAUUAUGAAGCAAGAAAAACUGUUUUUUCUCGUAUCGAAAGAAUUCUUUCUAAAGAAAAAGAUCAUGAAUCGUUCGAUGAAAUCCAAAAAUAG
Dentiscutata erythropus is the source of this 306-nucleotide messenger RNA. NCBI's taxonomy places the organism in Eukaryota, Fungi, Glomeromycota, Glomeromycetes, Diversisporales, Gigasporaceae. The record is from the annotation of a GenBank genome assembly.